AUGAUACCAUCCGAUCCAAGCAAUGUUCCACUUGGAGAGGUAGUUGAGCUGAGAACGUUGCUUUUUGGAGCACUGAGUUACGUAGAAAAUUCUUUGAAUUCUCUUGUAAAUUCUCCAAAAACAUACUCAUCUAAGCUAAAACUUACAGAAAAACUGUACAAAUCACAAAUAGUUUUAGCUCGAUACUUAACUCUCCUCAGAUGGUAUCGAAAAAACAAAAGUAUAUAUCGAUUUUUAUUAUCUAAUAAAACGAAUUCUGAUGGUUCGAUUAAUACUCAAAAAUUCUUAAAGUCAACGCAACAACAGAUUCAGCAAUUACAUAAAAACGAAAGAAUUCAAACAUAUAAGCCAGAUUUAUCGAUAUAUAACUUCAAUCCUCAACCAUCUAAAGAACAAAUACGUUUAUUCUAUGUUAUGUUACUCAUGCGAAAGCCUGCUUCUAGGCGUCUUCGUAAUUUUACACAAGUUUCAAUUAACGAAUUUGCUUUUCCAAAUGAGGAAUAUAUGUUGCAGAUUAAAAUCGAUUCUAGUCAGUUUUUACAGAUAACAAGAGUGGACGUUCUAUGGCCGAAAGAAAUUCCUUCAAAGAAAGAUUUUAUUCGAAAUUCUAUCAGUCCUUACAUCAGACUUGACUUGAAACUAUUUGAACAGCUGAAAGAUCUCGAUAUUUCAUUACACCAUAUAUACUUAAUCGGUCAAUAUUCGCAUUUUGCAAACUUAUUAUUGAAAUAUCAAGAUGAAUUCAAUUUUGUUUUAAAAAGACACGAAGAUUGUAUAUUAAUACAGUUUUUAGGAUACUAUGGCUCUCGUUGUACCUUCGGAGUUUACAUUCGUAACGAAAAUGUCCAAAUUAUCAGUAAAAUUCCAGUUUUAGAGAUCCCGAGUAAUCUUAAAACUGCUGAAAGUAACUUUAGUUCAUCAAACGAUACUCCAAUGAAGUUCAACAGAAAGAUUUUGUCGAUAAAUAUUGGAAAGAAUCCAGAUGUUCAAUCAAUUCUUACGAAAUUACGCGAUACAAUGAUAUUUACUCACAUUCACAACAUAUAUUUCUUGAUUUGCAGAUCCCUCGCUUUUUCUCCUUUUUCAUUAUUCAAAAUCUCUUUAAUAUUUCCGAAUACGAACGUUACGUGCGGACGUAUUUCGAUUAUAUACGCUGGAUUCCCUGUUACAAGUGUCACUUUCUCUUCAAAAACAGGAUGUCCAUCCACCAUCUCAGAAUUUCUACCUGCUGGCAACGUCGCUCAUCUUGCAAAGGCUCUUAGACUUGGUCCUCGUGAUGUUGCCGACUCAAUCAGCGCUCUUGCCAUGAAUCUUUGGUCAUUCAGAGUUAUUCGCAUUGCACAGAACCCGAAAGCCUCUCUUCCGCCUGUUCCAAUACAGAACCUUUCAAGGGCUGCCGCUUUGUCCAUCUGCGUUUCGUAUUCGUUCGCUCAGAACUUCAAAUUGAUCGCAACAAGACUUCCUCAGAAAUUUUUGGUAAAAGUGAUCGAUAAAAACGGUUUUCGCAUUCAAAAUUAUCGAUCAAUUGUAUUUGAAAACAAAGGUGUCACAGAGUUCCAAAAAGUUAAUGAGCACAUUAACAGUUCUAUGUUUUCCAUUUUGCUUCUUUCUCUUGAAGAAAAAAUGAAAGGAACAGCAUUGAACAUUGUCAGAAACGAGAAUUCGAUUGCCGCAACGUUUCAUCCACACAUGUACGUGAAAUUCAAGAUCCACAAGACAGGCAGUUGGAAAUUACACGUUGACAGAAGAACAUUUCCUUUCUUAUCGUUUGGCGGCAUCGUUUUCAUUGGCCAACAAAUAACGAUGAGAUUUGAUGAGUACAUCAUGUAUUUGAUAACUUCUGUACAGUUCAUUGGCUUGUAUUUGAACAGAGUUACAGGUACAUGUGUCGAACUCAAACCAGAUAACAUCACGUACAUCAAUGACUUGAAUUUCUCAAUCAGAGCUGCACAAAUGACUUUGCACAUGAGUUUCGCGGAAAACAAUGAUAAUUACAAAGUUGGAAAUUACGCGCUCGUGUUCAAAGACAUAACAGGAAUUGCUCCAAUCCCUAAUUUCUCAUUCACCCCGCAAUUUCCUCUCAACUUCCCUCUUCUUCCUCUGAAAUAUUCUGUCGCUGAAUCGUUUGGAGCAAUUAUUUCCAGACGAUUAAGUUCGUUAGUUCAAUUCAGAAGAAUUUUCAAUAGAAGAGGAUGGUUGAUAACAAGCAUUGACCCCAACCUCUGUUUCUCAUUGAUAUUCACCAAGCCUCCUUCAACAGCUUUGACGUUGAACAUCCAACUCAAGUCUGUGAGAGAUUUCGCAGUUGUUGUUCCAACAAUUGGUCAAAGCACAAAAUUAAAAUUGCCACUGUCACGUUUUCCGAGAUUAUUCAAGUCCAUUCCUUUGUCGCAUGCAGCUUUCAGGAUCAAAAUGGAGCAGUGUCUCGAGAUGCGCACUUACAUCGAGACAUACAUCAAAGAAGAUGAUUACAUGAGAAUGAGAGGUUUCGUUGGAACAGAAGAAAGCGAUUUCACAAUAAAUUACAGGAAUUCAAAGAACGAUGUAACUGUUCAUCACACUGCAGAAGGUUUCGAAAUCAAUUCGCCAAGAUAUCCGGGACUUAAUGAGUUGUCAAUGUCUUUGGUCGAAUUGAUUUCUGAUCGACAAAUAAGAACUGCAAUCGCAACUCUUUUGAUUGAAUGCGCUUCUUCAAUGGACCAAGAUAUUGCUUCUUUCGUGUUCACAUUGGUAAGUUCAUUGACUCAUAUAAGUGACAAAAUGAACUGGAUUGGAUUGUUUAAAUCCAUUUCAACAAAGAAAGGAGUUUUUCAAUGUAAUGUUAUAUGUGGUCAGCCUGAAUUUACUAUUCUUGCAAAUAAUGCAAAUGGAAUUACUCACUUUCUUGCAAUGAGUGGCAUUAAUACGCUGUUUCAAUGUCAAGACAGUGAAAUUUUCAUGAAUUGGUUUAAUAAUUACGUUAGAUAA
Molecule: messenger RNA, 2967 nt
Organism: Trichomonas vaginalis G3
Lineage: Eukaryota; Parabasalia; Trichomonadida; Trichomonadidae
Exons: 1
Coding region: 1-2967 (988 amino acids)
Source: RefSeq, a predicted model, not a curated record